Helianthus annuus (common sunflower) is the source of this 5019-nucleotide messenger RNA. RefSeq lists its product as uncharacterized. The transcript has 2 exons. The coding region runs from base 1 to 5019 and encodes 1672 amino acids. The record is from RefSeq and is a predicted model, not a curated record. NCBI's taxonomy places the organism in Eukaryota, Viridiplantae, Streptophyta, Magnoliopsida, Asterales, Asteraceae.
AUGGAGUAUAAUCGUGAUAACAGUUUAGAGGAUCUAGGGUUUCGGUCUUUUUCUGAAAGGAUGCAUGAGGAUGUUUUCAUUACGUCAAAGGGUUCAAUUAAUGUUCAGGAUAUGCGUCAAAACUCUUCUUCGCUGAACAAACCUGUGCGGAUUGAUGGGAUUCCGUUGAUACCUCGUCGAGGUGUUGGGCCGAAGGAUCCUAAGGUCAUCAAUGUUAUUGAUGAACUACAGAAAAUCACGGUCCCAGUUCAUCCGGAUACGAGUGGCUCUAGCAGCCAGGAGACGCAACAUGGAUUUUCUUCAGGACCGAUUCAGGAGGAGCCGGUUUCAUAUGCUGAAAAGCUCAUGUCACAGAAUCGUAAUAAAAGAGAGGUUAAUUUCAGGUUUAUGCAACCAGUGGAAACAAGGGAGGAUGCUGACAUUGUUAUCCCAAAAGAGGUUGUUCAAAGGGUCCAGGAUAAGUUUGAAAACGUUCUAUACGGCUAUUUUUUGGGGAAUAGACUUCCGUAUCCGGUAGUAGAAUACUAUGCCAAAAACGUUUGGGCGAAGUUUGGGUUUUCAAAGCUCAUGAUGAAUUCAGCAGGAUUUUUUUUCUUCAAGUUUGAUUCGAACGAAGGUAUGACGAAAGUGCUUGAAGGAGGGCCGUGGUUAAUAAGGAAGAUGCCUUUAUUUCUGAAUAAAUGGUCACCGAAAGUUUCUUUAAAAAAAGAAGGUAUCAAAACUAUUCCUCUUUGGGUUAAAUUGCAUAAUGUUCCGAUUGCGGUUUACACAGAUGAUGGGUUAAGUUUGUUGGCCUCUAAAAUUGGUGUCCCUAAAAGGUUGGAUUCAUACACUGCGGAUAUGUGUGCGGAUAAUUGGGGUAGGAGCAGCUAUGCUAGGGCUAUGAUAGAGGUUAAUGCUGAUAAUGAUCUUAAGGAAUAUAUAACGCUAGCUAUCCCUAAAAUGGAUGAAGAUGGGUAUGUUAUGGAACGUGUUAAAGUGGAGUAUGAAUGGAAGCCCCUACGUUGUUCUACUUGCUGUUUGUUUGGACACGAUGAUAAAACAUGUAGUAAGAAUGACAAAGGUAAGGCGAAACAGGUUAUUGUGGAUGACGAGGGUUAUGUAAUGGAUAACAAACGUGUUGCUCGACAUGGUUUUCCCCAAAAGAAGCAAAAGGCGAGGUUCGUCUACAAGCCGAAAACAAACAAUUCAGGAGCAAGCUCUUCCGGUACCAGUAGUGGGCAACCUUUGGUAAAAAUUGCAAACUCGUUUCAGCCCAUUUCAUUGGAUGAUGAUGAUCCUCCAAAAAAUGAGAGUGUCCCAGAAGUCAAUGGUAGUGUUCAUACUCAAUCUAAGGAGAUGGAAACUAAAGAGCCUGAGGAAGUUUUAGAGAAGAUACCAACGGAGAUGUCCAAGUUUAUGGCCGCUAAUGUCACGGAUUGUCCGUCUGAGGGGGCAAGCACUCCCGGAUCUAAUGAAACUCAUGUUAAUGUUAGCAAUCUCGGAAAGAUUUGUAAGGCGGUUUUUCGUAGAUGGAGUUGGACGUCGAAUGGGGAUGUGUGUCAAAGAGGAACUAGAAUUAUUUUGGGGUGGAACCCGGAUGAAGUUGAUCUUAUGGUUAUUUCUCAAUCGGACCAGGUUAUACACACACAAGUUCGUUACAAAACUGAUUCAAAAAUGUUCCUUUGUUCAUUUGUUUAUGCAGAAAAUCAAUACCAGCAACGUAGAAUUCUUUGGGAAAAUCUAUGUAAGCAUAGCUGCUUAGCUCGUAGCCAGCCGUGGGUUGUUCUUGGGGAUUUUAACACAGCGCUCAAUAUGGAAGAUUGCCUCUACGGGCCUUCUAAUCACACAGUUAGCAUGAGGGAUUUUUUUGAGUGCGUCAAAGUUGCUGAGCUUAUGGAUGUUAAAAGUCACGGGUUACAUUAUACAUGGAAUCAAAAACCUAAAGAAGGGAUUGGUGUCCUUAAAAAAAUAGACCGUAUUAUGCACAACAUCAGGUUUUUGGAUUUAUAUCCGGAUGUGUAUGCCGUUUUUCAGCCGGCUCGGGUCUCUGACCAUACACCGUGUGUUCUAAAGUUGCCUUCCAUAGCACGAGACAAGCAAAAGCCGUUUAAAUUUCCAAACUUUCUAACAUCUAAACCGGAGUUUAGACAGUAUGUUGUCGAUGAAUGGAGUAAGGGUGUGCAAGGCUAUGCUAUGUUUUCCGUUAUGAAGAAGUUGAGGAACUUGAAGCCGUGCUUCCGCAAACUCCUUCAUAAGCAAGGAAAUCUCCAUGAGAAGGUUACUAGACUUCGAAGUGAGUUGGAUUUAGCUCAGCAUCAUGUUGAUAUGAACCCGCUAGAUGUCGAAGCUCGUAACGUGGUGGCCAAGUGUCUUCAUGAUUUUCAGGUGGCGGCCUAUGAUGAAGAAUGUUUUUUAAAGCAAAAGUCGAAGAUUGAGUGGCUUUGUGCAGGUGAUUCGAAUACUUCAUAUUUUCACAAUGCGGUAAAGAGUCGUAAUUCUAGAAAUAAAAUAUGCUGCAUUCAUGAUGUGCAUGGGAAUCGAUUUGAGGGUAAGGAUGUCAUUACUGCCCUGGUGGAUCAUUAUUCUAAUUUUUUGGGUACCGAGGAGAAUGUCCUAAGCUUGGAUGAUGAAGAUCUUUUUGUUAAUUCCCUUAACCUUGACACGGCCAACCAUAUGGUGAGACAAGUGACUCGAGAGGAGGUCAAAGCUGCAAUGUUUAGCAUUGGUGAAAAUAAGGCCCCUGGCCCAGAUGGGUUUACUUCGGCGUUCUUUAAACAUUCUUGGGAUAUAGUGGGAGAUGAGGUAACGUCGGCUAUUCUCGAUUUUUUUCAGAACGGUAAACUUUUGAAACAGGUCAACCACACUAUUAUUGCUUUGGUUCCUAAAAAGGAUAUUCCUAACUCGGUUAUUGACUACCGACCUAUAUCCUGCUGUAAUGUCCUCUUCAAGUGCAUAAGUAAAAUUAUUACAGAUAGGAUCAAAGGGAGUUUGGAGGGUUUGGUCAGUAUAAAUCAGUCGGCGUUCGUUCCUGGCAGGAAGAUCUCUGAUAACAUUCUUCUCACGCAGGAACUAAUGCACAAUUACCAUCUUAAUAGAGGGCCGGCUCGAUGUGCAUUCAAGAUAGAUAUCCAGAAAGCGUAUGAUACUGUUAAUUGGUCUUUCUUGGAAACUAUUCUUAAGCGGUUUGGUUUUCAUUGCAAAAUGGUUGAAUGGAUUAUGACGUGUGUUACCACGGUUUCAUAUUCUCUAUGUAUCAAUGGUGAGCUUCAUGGUUAUUUUACAGGGAAACGAGGUCUUAGACAGGGUGAUCCGUUGUCUCCAUAUUUGUUCACGCUUGUUAUGGAGGUUCUGACCCUUCUCCUUCAGAAAACGGCUUUGCACUCUUCGUUCAAAUUUCAUGCUAACUGUCCUAAACAAAAGAUCAUUAGUGUCUCGUUUGCAGACGAUUUGUUCAUCUUUUCGCAUGGGGAUUGCACUUCGGUGAAACAUUUGAAGGAUGCGCUUGUCAAAUUCACUAACAUCUCGGGUCUGGUCCCUAGUCCUUCUAAAAGUACCGUUUUCUUCGGUAAUGUUCCUCGUUAUGUUAAAGACCAGAUUUUGGAGAUCAUGCCCUUUCAAGAGGGUACACUUCCGGUUCGGUAUCUUGGAGUGCCUUUGAUUUCUACGAGAUUGGCUGCUCGUGACUGUCGUAUUCUUGUGGAACGUGUAGAACGGCGAAUAGAUAAUUGGAUGUCUAAAUCCUUGUCUUUUGCAGGUAGACUUCAGCUUAUCAAUUCGGUUUUGGCUGCCAUGUACUCUUAUUGGGCCUCGGUUUUUAUGCUUCCGCAAGGUGUUAUAAAAGAUUUGGAGAAGAGGUUACGAACGUUCUUAUGGAAUGGGGGUUACCAAGGCUCGGCUAGAGCUAAAGUGGCCUGGAAAAUUGUGUGCACUCCUAAAGAUGAGGGUGGUUUGGGCAUUAGAAGCAUUACGGAUGUAAAUAAAGCUCUUUUGACAGGCCAUAUUUGGAGCAUUCUUUCUAAUCGUAAGUCGCUUUGGGUUCAAUGGAUUCAUUCUCACAAGUUGCGAGGUAAGAACUUUUGGGAUGUUCAAUGUAGAGGUAGCGAGAGUUGGGGUUGGAGAAAGCUCCUAUCUAUCCGAGAUAAAGUACGAUCGUUUUUCUGGAUGUCUAUUAGGAGUGGAAGGCAAACUAAUGCUUGGAGUGACAAUUGGUGCCCGUUUAGUCCUCUUCGGUCUUUUAUCUCGCCUAGAGUGAUUGCGAAUGCUGGUUUCACUCUUUCUUCUAUGGUUGCUGAUCUUGUGGUGGAGGAAAAUGGUCAAUGGUUGUGGCCCGAGGCUUGGUAUGAUACCUAUCCGGUUCUUAUAAAUAUUGACACGCCACAAAUUUUAGCUGGUGAACAUGAUCGGCUACAAUGGAAAGAUUCGGAUGGUAAUCUGCAGCAUUUUGAAACGAAGGAGGUGUGGAAUAGCUUACGGAAUAGAGAGGAUAAGGUUUUAUGGGUUAAAUCGGUUUGGUUCACUCAAUGCAUUCCUAGACAUUCAUUCCACUUGUGGCUUGUUAUCAAAAACAAGCUAAAGACCCAAGACAGGUUGACCGUUUGGGAAGCUGGCAGUGCUACUAACUUACAGCUUAUGUGUUGUCCAUUAUGUAAACGUGAUCGUGACUCUAGAGAUCAUCUCUUCUUCCAAUGUCAAUUUUCAUCGGAGGUUUGGGGAUCGGUUAGGAAAUACGUUGACAUGGGGGGUGUGCUGAACACCUGGCCGACGAUUAUUCAAUGGAUGGAGCGCGUUUCUGAUUCUAGAACGCUUGAGCAUAUCAUCUGCAAGAUCCUGGUUGCGGCUACCACUUAUUUUAUUUGGCAGGAAAGAAACAACCGUCUUUUUUCUACUCUUGUUCGAAAUGCUGAGGCUCUCUCAAAGAUCAUUGUUGAUACGGUUCGGCUUAGAAUUAUGGGAUUCAAGAUGAGUGGGGAACCAAAGUAUGACAGUAUUCUGGAAAGGUGGCUGAUCUCGAAGAAUAUGGCUUUGGAGCCGGGCUAA